AUGCUUUGGAAAAGCUUGAGAUUGUCCGAGCCUUCUGAUCCUUCUAAACAACAUGAUUCUGAACAAUUGGUUCUGAAAUAUUUCAGACCAGGCAGAUCUAAAUGGGAUCUAUCGGGUCAAAGUAUACCCCUUGAUGACUUUGUAUUGAAGAUUAGCUAUCAAGAUCGUCGAGUGGAAUUAGCCUCUACUGUAUUGCCCGAUGCUUUUCGCCGAUUUAGUGAAAGAGCAGCGGCCAUGUCUGUCACUGAUAACCAUGAUAAACACACUGGCUCACCCGAAAGCAUGGAUUUCGCAUUAGCAUGGAUAAAAGAAUGCCAAGAGAAUCACCCAGAGUGCUCGCAAGAGAAAAAUAGCAGUGCUUCACUUCCUACCCGCGUACUUGAUGUAGGAACCCGCGGUGCCUGUCGGCUACAGACUGAGACCCUAGGACUCCUAGGGCCAUACGUAACCCUCAGCUAUUGUUGGGGUAGUGGUCGCAGGAUUUUCACUACGUUGAGCAAUAUCCACACACGCCAACAAAACAUUGAAAUCAAGGAGCUACCGGCGACUAUUCGAGAUGCGAUCCAAGUUACCCACGAUUUGGGCUAUCGAUGGUUAUGGAUAGAUCAGCUAUGCAUUAUUCAAGAUUCACCAGAAGAUGUGCAGAGAGAAUUGGCAGUUAUGGAUGAGAUUUAUACAAACGCAGCUCUUACUCUUGCUGCCUCUAAAGGCGACAGUGUUGACGAUGGACUUUUCGUGGAGCGAGACCCAAGAUGGUUUAGACCAUGUCGUGUGACUAUAAAAAAUAUUGGCAAAGGAGCAGACUCCUCGAAUGACUAUGUUUUCCUACGACCCAAUUGCGUGGAGAGCCCGGACCCAGGCGAGUCUGCGUCAGCCAGGACUUCUUGGUAUGGUUCUAACGACUUUGAUGGACAUAAUUUGAAUAGUUUAGGCCGGCGAGGGUGGACACUGCAAGAAGCUGUCCUCUCCACCCGAAUGCUCGUCUUUGGCCCGGUACGCUUAGAGUGGUUUUGCUUGCGCGGUUGGGCGUCUGAAGAUCACCCUAUAUCGAAAGUUGGCCUCCCGUAUAUAUUCAACAGCAAGCACAAAAUACAAAGGUUGCGCACUUGGAUAAGUCCGAACUUUUUGGGUGGUCUCUGUAACGGCGAAAUCUCCGAGUACGACAACAGAAUCUCUGACGUCACUAGUUUAUCCCGGCAUAACACCUCCUUCAUAGAGGAACGCUUUAACGAGAUGCGUUAUCCGGCAUGGGAUAGCUUCCAACAGAAUCUUUAUAAUGACUGGUAUGCCAUCGUUACAAAUUACAGCGGGCGUGCUCUGGCAUUUGAACAGGACAAACUGCCUGCUCUUGCCGGAGUAGCGAAGCGAAUGUACAUGAUUUGCAAGACAAACUAUCUCGCUGGACUGUGGAAAGAUGAUCUUGUAUUUGGCUUGUUAUGGCACGUUGAACCUACUCGGGAUAGGGCCUCUCUACGAAAACCGGCGUGUUACCUAGGGCCAUCAUGGUCGUGGGUAUCACGGAUCGACAGGCAAGUUGGCUUUGUUGACUAUGCCUCCCGACCUCGGUACGAGCAAACCUUCGGCAUGACCGUGAUUGAAUCGAGAUGUGUGCUGGCAACUCCAAAUAAAUUUGGGUCAGUAAAGGAUGGCCAUCUGCUAUUAUCAAGUGUGAUGAAGCAUGCUAAAGCUAGAGUUGUGGCGGAAUAUUUCGAAAUCAAAGGAUUUGAAGGCAUUGGGCAUAGGAAUUGGAGAGGGGCUAUUAAAGAUGAUGAUUCUGGGGAGACUAUUGGCGGAGUAUACUUUGACGAGGACGUGCAAGCCCUCGAACAAGUGGAGUUUGACUUCUUUCUGAUCUACUUCGAGGAUGCGGAUCAUGGUUCAAAUUGGAACAAGAGACGCUAUGUUUUCCGAGGUCUCGCGCUGAUUAGAAAGAAUAAUUCUGAUGAUUAUCAACGAAUCGGAUUGGCGACAAUUGUAAAGCAGGACUGGUUUGGAGACAUUUCGGUUGAUAAUGAUCGGAAAUAUCGAACGCAAGUCAGGAUUGUCUAA
Venustampulla echinocandica is the source of this 2049-nucleotide messenger RNA. RefSeq lists its product as uncharacterized. The record is from RefSeq and is a predicted model, not a curated record. Bases 1 to 2049 code for a protein of 682 amino acids. The transcript is spliced from 2 exons. Lineage: Eukaryota; Fungi; Ascomycota; Leotiomycetes; Helotiales; Pleuroascaceae.